Mercenaria mercenaria is the source of this 6533-nucleotide messenger RNA. RefSeq lists its product as uncharacterized. The coding region runs from base 179 to 1036 and encodes 285 amino acids. The transcript has 4 exons. Lineage: Eukaryota; Metazoa; Mollusca; Bivalvia; Venerida; Veneridae. The record is from RefSeq and is a predicted model, not a curated record.
UAAGCUGAGUGAUUCUAUGACGCAGGAAAAUGAACACUUAAAAGCCGAUACCAUUAGCAAACAGUGAAGAAUUUCUAAUGUGGUCGACAAAUUGAUAGCUAGAUACGGCAAAUCGGUUUACAAAACUUAACAACGGAACAUACUCUUACUCUUGUCUUUUACGGAGAGUAAAAUUGUUAUGAGAGCAGUGUUAAAAACAGUUUGUGUUUUAAUUUGUUUCAUUAUGUUUAUAAUAGCAUUUGGAUUAUGCCUCUACUCAUAUAUAAGCUCGUUGUUAUACAAGAUCGUGAAAAGUACUUUCCAGCAGCAAUGCUUACACAGCUGCUUUACUACUGAGAGAGAUAUUCUUGUUCAACAAAGAAAUGACAUUUCUAAACUGCUAAAUCAAAAGCAAAAAGUCAAUGGCCAAAUGAAAUGCAACUAUUUAAGAGAUACAAAUACAUCUGCAUAUCAGACAACCGAAGAAGGGGGCUGGUGCCCGAUAGCCACAAAGACAAAACAUUUAGGAUUUGAUAGAAGUCUUGCUACAACUUUGGCACACUUUUUUAAAGGAAAAACAGUAGGAAGUUUUGGAGACGGUCCUGGGGCAUACAAAAUGGAAAUACUGACAACAGGAUUGGUAAAAGAUUAUGACGCGUAUGACGGAGCACCGUUUUGUGAAGAAACAAGUAAUGGCUCUGUGCGUUUUCUUGAUCUAUCCAUACCACAGUAUGGGCUUCCUGUUUAUGACUGGAUUUUGUGUCUUGAAGUUGCUGAACAUAUACCAGAAGAAUUUGAAGCCAUAAUGAUAGAUAAUAUCAAGCGUCAUGCUCGUGAAGGAGUAAUUUUAAGUUGGGCUAUACCUGGGCAGGGAGGUUACUCACACGUCAAUAAUCGAUCACCAGAAUAUGUAAUUGCUGAAAUGGAAAAAAUAGGAUUUCACUAUGAUUCACAGGAAACAAAUAACAUUAGAAAGGGCGCAAAGCAUAGAAAUCUUCAGAGAAAUAUAAACGUUUUCCUACGAACUGUGGUCAACAACUUGUCAAUUGAUUCCUAAUAUGAUAGUUGAGAAAAAGGACAAUAUUUUCGGUCUUAGGUUUUAAGUCAAAUUGGAGUAGUUUUAACAAACGUAUACUUUUAUUAUUGAGGUCAGUGUUUUUGGUCAAAUGCCAGUUUUAUUUUUUCAAACGGAUAGAAAUAUUCACAAUACUUGAUAUAUGACGUAUGGUUCAGUCAGUGCAAACUAUAAAUCAGUAUAACAACAAUUUCUCCUGGUGAAGAAUAAACACGUUUUAACGAUUGCAUUCAUAUAUGUUUAUGUGUACAUGUGCUCAGACUGUGUAAAUGUAUACAAUAAAACGUUCGCAACACAUAUACCUCAAAGUGCUUCUGUCACACAUAUACCUGGUGAUUAACCGCUCCAUAAUAUACUUAGUCUUGUGCAAGUGCUUCUGCCGCACAUUUAUCAGGUAAAGUGCUUCUGCAGCACAUGUACAGGAAAAUGUGCGUCUGCCGCACAUAAACUAUAUAGUGCUUUUGACGCAUAGUUACUGGCAAAUUGCUGCAUAAAAUGUGGGAGACUUUCUUUUUUAAAGCAAAUUCUCGACAAAGAGCUUUUGCGGCACGUAUACAGCAAAUUCCUUCUGCAGCAGAUAAACGGGGAAAAGUUUCUGCUGCACGUGUUCGGCAAAGUGCUUGUACCGCACAAGUUCUGUCACACUCACGGGGCAAAGGUUUGAUGCCAUAAAAAUACAAGCCAAAGUGCUAUACACUUACGAGGCAAAAUACUUCUGCAACAGUGGUACGGGGCAAAUUGCUCCUCUACAGAUAUGCAUUGCAAAGUGCUUCUGCCUCACAUGUGCUUAGCUAACUGCUUCUGUGACACUUAUAUAUGGAAAAGUGAUUUCGCCACACAAUCACACGGGGCAAAGUGCUUCUUCUUCCACACAGAUACUUGGCAAAGUGCCAUUUCCUGUUCGGGGCAAAGUGCUUCCGCCAGCCAAGUAACUGUCUAAGUGCGUCUGAUACAUAUAUACUGGUCAAAGUGCUUUUGACACACACACGGGGCAAAGUUCUUCUUUCGCAUAUGUACUAUGCAAUGUGCCCAACAACACACAUAGAGAACAACGUAUUUCUGCCAUAUAUAUACGCGGCGAAGUGCUUCUGCCACACAUAUAGGGGGCAAUUGACUUCUAGAGCACAUACUAUGCAACGUAAUUCUGUCACUUAUAAAAGUGCUUAUGCAGCUGAAAAACUGCAAUGUGCUUCUGCGUCACCAAUACGGAGACACGGAUACCAUGCAAAGUGCUUUUGCCUCGCAAUAGAUGGACUAAGUGCUUCUUCCAGUCAUAUAUAGAACGGUGUUUCUGCUACACAUAUACAAAGCAAAGUGCUCCUGCCAAAAAUAUGCAAGAUUAUUUUACCGCUAAAUACGACAAAUUGCUUGCCGCACAAAAGAAUGUAAUUUAGAUUGUAAAUGGAGUAAACACGUUUCUAAAAAGUUCCGUUUUUACCAUUUCACUAACGGUUAUUUUUGUAAUCGUCCACGCAAAUGAUAUAUAAACGGAAAGCGUUAUCGUGAAUCGUUCAUCCAACAAAAAGCUUGGUUAGCGUUCCGAAAUAAGUGAAUUAGCUACAAAAAAAUCUUGUUUUAAAAAUUAAAAUGCAAUAAAGUGCUCAUGUUUCAAUCACCUUUUACGACACCGGGAAUACAGCCGGUAUGACGAAAUUCCGGAAAGGGCUUCAUAUGAUUGGAAAAAACCUUUCAUAUGUUUAUUAUUGGGCUUUUUUCAUAUUUAAUUUAGCAAUCAAAAAACCCAUGCAUUAUGAAAAAUAAAAUUACCAAUCUUAGAGAUUCAACAAAUAAUUGAAAUAGCUUAACAUGUUCUAAAAGGGUCAGCCAUGUGUUCAUUUUUUGUGAUGAUUACUUUCUCAUAUGUCCUUUAACAGAAAAUAAAAGAUGAAGAAAUGUUUGUAUUUUCGAGUUUUAAAUAGAUUAAAAGUGCGGGCCUGUUAGCAGGGCAUUUGGCAAUACUAGCACCAGGGCUGAUGAAAGAGCACCCGGUAACGGAUAUUACAACAUUCCAACAUACGCAACUGUUAUGAUAUCCAAAAUUCACAGGAAACCAGACAGAGGUGGAAAAACAACAUAUAUUGGAUGUCAGUUUGCACAAAGUAGUAACAAUAAUUGCAGCAAAGAAAGCCCGCAAAUCAAUUCAAGAAAUGCCAGGAAUAUCCUUAUCAUGGCUUUAACAAUAAGAGUCAGAAUACACAGAGUAAUGGUCGAUACACAGAAAAAUAAACAACAAGGUUUGAAAGUCGUUACGAGAAGAAACACGCAACAUUAUUUUAACAGGCCUGCAUUCCAGGACAGAACAGAGUAAUUGUUAAUGAUUAACUAAAUGCCGUCAAUAUUCAAGUUAUUAAUAUAUCAUUUAGAAAGUUAAAUAUGAAUAUAAACUCUGAAAGUCCUUUGGAAGCAAAUAAUGCAAGAAUAAUGACACACUCGAUUUGACUGAGUCUGUUGAGAAAAAUUGUAAUAAUUAAAAACAGACAUAAACGAAUUUACUAGAAGUAUACGUUUAGCAGAGCUAUUUUUUUGAAGUCUAUGAGGAUGAAUAUAUAUCAAUGGUAAGGAACAACAGCGAAUUUACCCCCUUAAAAGGAAGAAAUGUUUCUUUAGAUCAAUUUGUAGAGAGUUUUGCCAGAGGUCUGGCAAUCAACAAAAUGGAAAAUCCUAUAUAUCAAAAUUUGAGAGAAAUGCUCUUAAGAAUGCAAUACUUGAUGAUACCAUACUAAUAACGAAGGAUGAGAAAAGAUGUGCUUCUAUCGUAUUGGACAAAAUAUUAUAAAAAUGGUUAUAACUUAUAACAAUACUAGAUGAUACAAUUAUUACAGACUUGAAAUUAUGACCAAUUGUUGCUGGUCCAGCGUGCCAAAUAUACAGACUCAAUAAUGUUUUAGAUAUUUUACUAAGACCACUUAAAACAUGUUCCUAGCUAUUUUACGCGAUAAUACAGUUUUUGUAAAAUCUCUUUCAGAAAAAAACAACACAAGGAUUAAUUCUAGUGUAUUUUGAUGUUGAACCUCUGUACUCUAAUGUACCGGGUGUGUACAGGACUGGAGGCAUUACACUACUGGUUAAAUCUACAUCAAGAAGAAAACAGAAACGUUUUGAUAAGGAAUUCAUCUUGAAAACAAAUUACAUAAUGACGUUUCUUCUGAAGGAUUUCAAAAAUUAUUUCAAAGAUCACUGGAAACGAUUUUUUUUUAGCUCACCUAAGCACGAAGUACGCAAAGGUGAGCUUUAGUGAUCGCCCUGUGUCCGUCGUCCGUCGUCGUCCAUCAAUCGUCCGUCCGUCGUCAGUCGUCAACAAUUUGACUGUUAACAUUCUAGAAGUCACAUUUUUGGCCCAAACUUAAUGAAACUUGGUCAGAAUGUUACCCUCAUUAAAAUCAUGGACGAGUUCGAUAAUGGGUCAUCUGGGAUGAAAAACUAGGUCACCAGGUCAGAUCGAAGGAAAAGCUUGUUAACACUCUAGAGGUAACAUUUUUAACCCAAUUUCAAUGAAACUUGGUCAGAAUGUUAUCUUAAAUAAAAUCUUGGAAGAGUUCGAUAUUGAAUCAUCAGGGGUUAAAAAAUAGGCCACCAGUUCAAAUCAAAGGAAAAGCUUGAUAACAUUCUAGAGGUCACAAUUGUUGCCCAAUCUUAAUGAAACUUGGUCAGAAUGUUACCCUCAAUAAAAUCUUGGAAGAAUUUGAUAUUGGGUUAUCUGGGGUCAAAAGCUAGGCCACCAGGUCAAAUCGAAGGAAAAGCUUGUUAACACUCUAGAGGUCCCAAUUUGGGCCUAAUCUUAAUGAAACUCUGUCAGAAUGUUACCCUUAAUAAAGUCUUGGAAGAAUUUUGUAUUGGGUCAUCCAGGGUCAAAAACUGGGUCACCAGGUCAAAUCAAAGGAAAAGCUUUUUAACACUGUAGAGGUCAGAAUUAUGACUGUAUCUUCAUGAAACUUAGUCAUAAUGUUAAUCUUGAUGAUCGUUAGGUCAAGUUCAAAUCUAGGUCAAAGUCCAGUUUGAAUCUGGAUUAUGUAAGAUCAAAAACUAGGUCACCAGGUCAGAUCAAAGGAAAAGCUAGUUUACCCUGUAGAGGCCACAUUUAUGACCAUAUCUUAAUAAAACUUGGUCAGAAUGUUAAUCUUGAUGAUCUAUAAGUCAAGUUAAAAUCUGGUUUAGGUGGGGUUAAAAUCUAGGUCACUAGGUCAAAUCAAAGGGAACGCUUGUUAACACUCUAGAGGCCACAUUUAUGACUUAACUUCACGAAACUUAGUCAGAAUGUUAAUCAUGGUGAUCUUUAGGUCAAGUUUGAAUCUGGAUCCUGUUUGGUCAAAAACUAGGUCACUGGGUCAAAUCGAAGGAAAAGCUAUUUAACACUUUAAAGGCCACAUAUAUGGCCAAAUCUAAUGAAACUUGGUCAGAAUUAAUCUUGAUGAUCUUUAGGUCAUUGACAAUAGGACAGGUGAGCGAUACAGGGCCUCAUUACCCUCUUGUUUGAUGACAUCUUCAUUUUAUGGAAGCGUUCAAUUGAAGACCUAGAAAUUCUAGAAAUACUGUCUCAAAUAAAAAUCUAAAAUUUACGAUAUCGAAAUGCAGAACUGAAUUACACUUCUUAGAUAUUUGUAAUAAAAAACAGGCACUUGUUUAGAAACAGAUGUUUACUAUAAACCAACGGACAACGAACAAUGUCAUUUAAUUUUUAAUUAUUGUCGACCGAAACGCACAAAAGUAAAUCUUCCGUUCUCUCUUGCAAGAAGGAUGUGCUAUAGUUUCAAAUACAUGCCAGUGUAAUUAUCGACUUUCAGAACUUAGAAAAUGUCAUUUACUUUGCAGUCACUCAGUCUCACUUGUUGAAAAUGGCAUAAGAAUGUCACCAAAAAAUUUUAAAAAGUGAAUUUAGACAAGUAAAAGUGAUGAUACUCCAACAAUUCUACUCUUAGGAACACACAACCCCAGAAAUGAAAACCUAUUUAGCGUCAUCAAAAAUAGUCUACUUAAAACAGAUGAUAGAAUGACGAUAUGAUAGACAAGAGCAAAUUAAUCAAGAGUUAAAGAAACUAGCUAACCUAAAGAAAUUAUUAAUGUAAUAUUUCUGUAAAUUCUUAAAUUGACGCGUUAUUAAUUUCCAUUAUUUUAAUGUAAUAAAACGUCUUUUUUGACGCUAAAGCAUUGACGUCGAUUGACGUGAAUUGUGGCGCGACGUCAUUUUUACGUAACUUGUUUAUAUUUGACGGCAUUCAAGUAAAUGUUUGAAACAACAUUGGAAAUGGAAGUUAUUAAAGCAUUUAUAAAUGCUGCAGAUGUCAAAUUCGUUAAGAGCUAAAUUUGUAUUAUGUUUUUACAAGUAAAUUUAUACAUGGAAUAUUAUACCUAGGUUUAGAAUUUGAUAUCAUAGAUAGAAAUGAAAACAAUUUGACAUAAUAUUCAAAUCUUUAAAUUUGCUGUCAUUUGUUUACUUAUUUAUUGUUUUACUUUAGAGAGAAUCACUGACGAAUAAAUAUUA